UACGGAAAACGAGUUAAGAUGAUGUUCGGGCUUCAAGAGAGUGGGCUCCAGCCCAGGGGGCCCAUGGCUACUCUAAAAGAAGAGCCGCUCACAUCAGCGCAACUGGGCAGUGUUCGGACAGGAUGGAUGCAGCCGGCAAUGAUUGACCAAACCGCCGGGAGUGUGGGUUUAGGUCGAGCUCAUUUUGAAAAACAGCCACCGUCCAACCUGAGGAAAAGCAAUUUUUUUCAUUUUGUCAUAGCUCUUUACGACAAGGCCGGUCAGCCGGUUGAAGUGGAAAGAACGGCUUUUGUCGGCUUUGUUGAGAAAGAUCAGGAAUCCGAAGGUCAGAAAACAAACAAUGGUAUUCAUUACAGACUUCAGCUUCUAUACGCUAAUGGAGUGCGGCAGGAGCAAGACCUGUACGUUCGGCUAAUAGACCAUGUAUCAAAACAGGCCAUCCUGUACGAAGGCCAAGACAAAAAUCCUGAAAUGUGCCGCGUUUUACUCACGCACGAAGUCAUGUGCAGUCGGUGCUGUGACAAGAAGAGCUGUGGAAACAGAAAUGAAACACCCUCCGAUCCCGUGAUAAUUGACAGGUUUUUUCUGAAGUUCUUCUUGAAGUGCAAUCAGAACUGUCUAAAAAACGCAGGGAAUCCUAGAGACAUGCGACGAUUUCAGGUUGUCAUAUCAACUCAAGUAAGCGUGGAGGGACCUUUAUUAGCUGUAUCGGAGAAUAUGUUCGUACACAACAAUUCCAAACACGGGAGGAGGGCGAAAAGACUGGACCCAACAGAAGUUCAUUUUGCAGCGACGCCGUGCAUAAAGGCAAUAAGCCCAAGUGAAGGCUGGACGGCAGGGAAUUCUACAGUCAUCAUCAUCGGCGAUAAUUUCUUCGACGGUCUCCAAGUCGUAUUCGGCACCAUGCUUGUCUGGAGCGAGCUCAUCACAUCUCACGCCAUCAGAGUUCAAACACCGCCCCGACACAUUCCAGGCGUUGUCGAAGUAACUCUAUCUUACAAGUCCAAACAGUUUUGUAAAGGAGCUCCAGGAAGAUUUGUCUACGUGUCCUUAAAUGAACCAACAAUCGAUUAUGGCUUCCAAAGGCUUGCUAAACUAAUACCUCGGCAUCCUGGUGAUCCAGAAAAAUUACCAAAGGAGAUUAUUCUGAAGCGGGCGGCUGAUUUAGCUGAAGCCUUGUACAGUAUGCCUCGAAAUAACCAGUUAGCUCUGCCCGCGCCCCGGUCACCAGCUCUCAACAACGCAGCUGCCAUGUCCGGCUUCAAUGCCUACACAGGUCAGCUGGCUGUCAACGUGCAGGAGAACGAUUACGGCAGGACGCAAAGCAACAGUGUUUCCCCUCGAGGCUAUGGCUCCAACGCGUCGACACCGCACAGCGCUAACGGUAGUUCCUAUGGCACCGCAGCUAUGAAUGGCGGCUAUGGCAGUCCCACCAACCUUGGCAAUAUGGCGGUACCCGGUUCACCAGGCCUUUUUAAUGGAAUGGGAAGUAUCGUAUCCUCGCCUUUCGCAGCAAUGAAUCCUUUUGCCCUUCCCACGUGCAAUGGCCAGUCAUAUGGCAGUUCUAUAGUGACAUCUAAGUGACGGUGGAGUUGCGCCUCAACAGACUGGCGACUUUGAAUCGACCGCAGACAUUCCUUUUCAACAGGCCCCCCUCACAUCCGAUCUGGGCUUAUAAGCCCUUUUGGAAUGUAGCCAUUUGCGUGGACUAGGCAGCGACAUUUACAGUGACAGGAGAUUUCUGGGACAUAUCCAGCAACUGAACACUGAAGGACACAAAUCUGAAUGCUGUACAGUUGAUGCGAAUCGCAAAAUUUCAUUGCCACCAUUUUCAUCUUCCGGUGUGUUUUACUUCAACUGCACUUGUUUAAGAACAAAAGACAUCGGAAUUCUAGGUUGAGAUCCUUUGUGAUACAACCUUGUUCUAAAGAGUCGCAGCAAAUGGAAGUUUCUACAGAGUUUUAAAGACAUGGAAAGAAGUUUUGAGUGCUGUAAUCACACGAAACUGAAUUACGUUUCAAUAUUUUUCUGUUUAAGAAGCCAUUAGAAAAGAUAUAAAUAUGUAUAGGUUCUGUUUCUCGUAAUGGUUUGGCUUUGUUUAAAGCAGUUAAACAGGGAUUUAAAGAAAGUAUUCAAUUUUAAAGGGCGCAAGUUAAUGAAAAUACGAAAAAAUAUUCAUUACUGAAAAAAGAUUCAUUACUGAAAAUAAUAAUGCUAUAAAUGCAUUUAUGAUAAGUAAUUUAUUGUUUUUUAACUUCUGAGUUUUUAGGAUCUGCUGGUAAGAUCCUAAUACUUGAAUUCCAGCGCCAUAAUUACGUCAAAUAACUAAAAAAGAAUUUUUUGUUUGUCUCAUGUUUUAGUUUCUGUCCAUUAUUUAUUAAUGUUAUACAAGAGAAAGAAAGUAUUAUUUUUCAAGUUGAUUAUUUGUUUUUCUCUAUAAACUCGUUGCCUAAUUAUUGUUAUAUUUCUAUAUUUAUUACAUUAGAAUUUUUUA
Stegodyphus dumicola is the source of this 2494-nucleotide messenger RNA. It is a transcript of the gene kn, whose product is annotated as EBF transcription factor knot. Gene Ontology annotation, biological process: regulation of DNA-templated transcription. The record is from RefSeq and is a predicted model, not a curated record. Gene Ontology annotation, molecular function: DNA binding; DNA-binding transcription factor activity. NCBI's taxonomy places the organism in Eukaryota, Metazoa, Arthropoda, Arachnida, Araneae, Eresidae.